AAAUAUAUAGAUUCAGUGAUUUUUUAGGGGAACAUUGGGUUAUUUGGAGUAACGUUACAACAGGGUUUGAGAUUCAUCUUUAUUUCAUUGAUACAAUGGUUGCUUGAAUACAUGAUUAAUAGGUUCAUGUUUAGUACAAGAGUUUCUUUUUCUUCUGUUUGUAUAUUGUGUACCAGUGAUCAAUUAUAAUUUUACAAUUUGUAAUAAACAAAAGCAAUUAGAAUUAUAAAGAAUACAUGUCUCGUGAAGUUCACGAUCGUCAGAGUAUUAAAAACGGUUCCAAACAAUCCUUACAUGAAGAAGCUUUCGAGUAACUAGGUACUUCUGGAUAUCAAUUGAUCCUCAUACAAAUCAACAUGUAGGUACUUAAGUAGUAUUAAUAUAAAAAAAUGAUGUGGAUGAUGAAUUUAUAUGUUCAUUCAACCUUUAACUAACUUCAUCGUCCUUUACUAUGUUUCUAAAUGAUGUACAUCAUAAAAGACUACAAAGAACAUGUAUUUCAUGACCAUAGUUUAUGACCAUAACGUUCAUGAUCAUAAAUAUUAAAAACAAUUCGCACAAACGAGUGGCGGCCCUGAAUAUCGAUCGACCUUCAUGUCGAUCGACGGUUGCAUCGUAAACAAGACGUGGUGGAUACGUAGGUUGGAUCAAGAAGAGUUUGAAUCGAGAGAGUCACCGAGAGCAUCCUAGAAGAAGAGGACCGUCUUCUAUUUCGAGCUUGCGUCUCUGUGACGUCACGUGGCCGAAAAUAUCAUACGGUUAGGGAGGUGCAGUCGUGGCCCUGAUGUGUGGUCCAGGUCUCAAUCUUUCCCAGACUCCCAAAAAUUCUCAACCACUUCGCAGUUCGAUAAUUCCUGCCGAAUCCCACGAAGGGAGAUCCAGAGUGAACCUUGCAGAUCUGACGGGAGCGCGACUACACAAUCCGGAAGAUUUCCCGACUGUGAAAACGUCUCGAGAAAAGUGGGUCGUCUCCCACGUAAAACUGAUCAUCUCCCACCAAUUUCGUUUUCAUCGUCCAGGAAGUCCGUCAGUGGCGUAUCGUACACAUCCUCGAGAGGAUCCACGGCUCGCGAUCCCUGGAGGACCCGAAGUGUCAAGCGUGGAAUUCGAUAACAGUCGAGAACAAGAGGAAGAGAGAAGCUUGUGACAGGAACGAAGAAUGCCCGGUGCCGGUGGUCAACCACCGCAGAGGACCACCUUCAGGCCACCAUGGGUCAAGGAUGGUCCGAACCCUCUGCCUAUGCCCACUGCACCCUGGACCCUCAACUCUAGGAGGGACUCCAAAACCAAAGCCGAAGAACCGCCUGCUUUUACUCAAGUCACGCUGAAAAGUGUACCGAAAGCGGAACCGAAGCCAUCGACGGAAGGGCAACCCCGUAAACAGAGCAAGAUCACGAUAAUCCCGUCACAGCCUAAAAGUGAAAAGAAUGCGACCAGUCAACCAGCACCAACGAAGCUCCGCGAGAAUGGACGACAAGAGCCAAUUUCGAGGCCACAGCUCGAACGACAGGUUCGAAUCGAGAGGUCUCGAUCUCGGGGUGACACGAUACCUCUCUCCAAGAGCGAGAGCACCACAGGUGCACCAACGUUAUCAAAAAGCUCGUCAAGAGCAGCGAUUCCACCACCGCCACCACCGCGACCGCCUCCACCGCCUCCGGCUCGAACGAUCUUGAAGGACCUUCCGCCGCUCAGCCAAACACAACAACAAAAGUUGGAAAUGCUGAAGCAGCGACCGAGGAAACGUCCGGAUUGGGCGAGCAUGAUGAAGGAGGUCGAAAGCGGUAAACGUUUGAGACACGUGAAAUGCAACGACAGGAGUGCACCCCUGAUCGAGAGGGUGAACAAGGUUACAGCUGACCCAGCAGGGAAGGCACACUUUGUGUUCGAAUCCGAAAAGUCGAACAUGCAUAACCAACUGCUGAAGCAGAUUCAGCAGGGUGUACAGCUAAAGAGAGUGCAGACGAAUGACCGAUCGAAACCGAUGCUGGAAGGGCUGAGGAAAUUCCGAAGGCAAUUGACGAUAGAGGAGCAAAUGCAGAAGGCUGAGGAGCCCACCGAUGACUCGAUCUCGGACGAUAUGGACGAUAUCGAUGCGGUGAGGGACGAUUUGCAAAGUACCAAGCAAAUGCUUGCUCUGGAGCUUAGAAACAAGGAAGCGUUGGAAAGGGAGAACAAGAGACUACAAGCGAGGAUUUUAAAUCUGGAAGCUGAGGUGGAACGCGAGAGAUCCAAGAAGAGCGUGCAGGAACACAAGAAAUUCGAUGAGGCACUCACGACCUCGUUGAAACAGGAAAUCCAACAAGCCAGAAAGGACGCAGAGAAAUUCGAGAAGGAAUAUAUUAGCGUUGCGGAAGAGAGAGACAAAUUCAAGAACGAACUCGAGGAAAUGAAGAGAAUGUAUGCGAAUUUGGAGCGACGCAUGAAAGCCGAGCAAGAGCUUGAGCCUGUGCCAGUUAUAGAGCUAGCGGAUGAUUACGACGAAGCAGUAUGGUACACUGUUUCAGGAAUGGCACUGGCUGGUUGUCCAAGUGCAAAAGACGUAGCAAAAAUUGCUUCACAGAAAAGCAUAGACAAGAAAGAACCUAGUGAAAGCGAAGAGGAGGAAGAAGAAGAAGAGAGUUCGGAGGAGGAAGACGAAAAAGAUCCAAAGGCAUCAGAGAAACGGUUACAGAGAGAAAUUAAACUAUUAACUACAAAAAUAAAGACUUCCAAAGAUAAAGCGGUCAAUGCCAGAAAAGAACGACAUGCCUUGAAAGAUCAAAUUAAGCAGCAACAGAAAUUAUUGAAAGAGGAGAAAAAGAAAUUCAAGCACUUACAGAAAGAAGUUGAUAAAAUGGCAAAAUUGAUGUCGGAGGGUGAAGCUGAUACUGAAGAUGAAGAAGAAGAGGAGGAGGAAGAAACAGAGUCCGAAGAAGAGUCUGAGUCUGAGGAAUCAGAGGAGGACGAGGAAACUGAGACAGAAGAUGAAGAUGAUUCUUUGGAAGGACAAAGAAAUUCUUUACAGAAAAAAGCCAAAAAACGUGAAGGACGUUUAGCUGCAUUAAAGAAGGGUAACUAUUUACUUAAAGCGCAAGUUGAUAGACUGAAAGAUGAUUUAGCAAAGCAACGAGAAGAAAGCCUUACAUUACAAGAGGAUCUUGACUCUGUUUUAGCGGAAUUAGGUUAAGCUAAUGUAAAAAACAGUUUAAAUAUUAUUAUGGACAAUUGUAUACAUGCACAUAUAAGUAUUACAUAUGAAAAUAUAGAAAAUUUUAUGU
Molecule: messenger RNA, 3257 nt
Organism: Megachile rotundata (alfalfa leafcutting bee)
Lineage: Eukaryota; Metazoa; Arthropoda; Insecta; Hymenoptera; Megachilidae
Molecular function (GO): actin binding
Source: RefSeq, a predicted model, not a curated record